Molecule: messenger RNA, 1806 nt
Organism: Amborella trichopoda
Lineage: Eukaryota; Viridiplantae; Streptophyta; Magnoliopsida; Amborellales; Amborellaceae
Source: RefSeq, a predicted model, not a curated record
AAGAUUUCAAGUUUUGAAAAUAAUACAUUAUCUAGACUCUUGUUUAAGCUUUAAAUUUUAUAGUUACAUAUGAAAGUAAAUUUUCUAGUCAUUCACAAAAAUUUUUAGGAGUAAAACAACAUGGAUACUAUUUCAUGUGCCUAGCUUUGAUUGUUUAAGAGCCCAGUCCUAUGUCCAGCAUAGUUCAUGCAAAGUGAAUUUAGUUCGUGCAUAUUAAACUCAAGUUGAAUCAAUUGGAUCGGAUUUAAAAAUAAAAAAUAAAAAAUCAAUCUAAGUGGUUAGUGUCAUAACUUUUUAAAACUAAUAUAGAAUUGGUGUUUGAGAUGGAGAGAGAGAUGCCAUGAAGGGAGAUGGAGAGUUUUUAAAACCAAUGGAAGAGAGAUUGUGAAGGGAGAUGGAGGGUUUUUUAAACCAAUGGAGAGAAAUCCUCUGCAGUGUGUAUUUAAGGGCACUUGUGGGGCAAUUUCUGUUCAUCCUUAUAUUCCACCACACUUAUAUUUUCAAAGAGAUUUGGAGUCCAUGGAAGGAGAAAUUUGGAGUCUAUGGAGGGAGAUUUGGAGAAUGUUAUCAGAUGGUGCACAAAUUUAUCUAACACAUCAUAAAGGCUAACUUCCAUUGUUGAUAUUAUGGGGUUUCUUCAGUGGUUUUUGCUUCUUCUGGUUCAACAAUGGCGGAGGCAUCUAGCGUCGAGGCUCUCUCAAAUUCGUCAAAGCUUGAGUCUUCCAGUUCAUCAAUGGCUGAGUCCUCAGGCAAGGACCUCUCAAAUUCUUCAAAGGCUGGUUCUUCUAGUUCGUCGAUGGCGGAAACCACCUCGAGUGAGGCGCUCUCAAGUUCUACGGAGACCGGGGCAUUGACUCAUGAGCUUAAGCCGCUGAAUAAGCCAUGGCAUGUGUAUACAACCGAGCAGGCUGAGGGUUUGAGAAGAUCGGUGGUUGAGUCCUUUCAAUCUGCCCCCUCUCUGCAACAGUAUUUCCCCCUGCAUUUCAGUACAUUGCAGGACUUUAUACCUCAACUAAAAUCAAAAUACCAUGUUUAUGAAGAUGCUUUCUUUAAAAAAGCUAAAGAGGAGUUGAUGGUUUCACGGGAGCAUCCCAUUGAAACAAUUGGGAUAGCAGUUGCAACAGGUCUUCUGCUUUUGCGAGGUCCAAGGAGGUUUUUAUUUCGCCAUACAUUUGGCCGCCUUCAAAGUGAAGAGGCACAAUAUGUGAGAACUGAAAAGCGUUUAACUGAAUUGGGUCUAUCUCUUGAUUUGAUGAAGAAGGAGAGCAAGAAGCUUCUGCAAAGGGCUACCUUUGCUGAAGAUGAAAUGAGGCGUGGGCAUGCAAAGCUUAAGAAUGCUGGAAAUGAGAUCCAGAGGCUUGUCAAUUCCGUUUACAAGAUGGAGCCUCAGGCUGCAGAUUUGAUGGAUGCUCUACGGGUAAUUCCUGGGAGGGAGGCCUUGAAACUACGAGCAGAGGUUGCUUCUAUGGCUUGCCAAGUGAAAAAAGAGAGGAGUGCUCUAGACAAAAAGUUACUCAAAAUCUCGGACUUCGGCAUUCCCGUUUGAUCUUUCCCAAUGAAAAGCCAUUUCCUCGACACAAAGGUCCUUUUGGUUCUCAGAGCCCACUUUUCGCCUCUGCAAGAACCGUCUAAAUGCAACGUUUUGGGUGGGCAAUGUUUGUCACUGUAAGGAUAGAUGAAUUGUUUCACUAUUUCACCAGCUUUGUAAUCCUAAUGAAAUAAAAGCAUGUAUAAUGUGGCCUGCGUGACCAUAUACUAUACGAUCAAUCCAUCCGGUGAGAGCUAUUUGGGAGGAUUUUUUUUUUC